AUGAGUCUCCAGCAUCGGCAACAUCCCGAGCCGUCUCCGCGGCAAGUCGAGAUCGACCGCGUGCUGCGUCUCCGCCGCCUCUCCCAGGCCCGGUCCUGCUACCCGUGCCGCCAGCGCAAGGUCAAGUGCGAUCAUGAGCAUCCCUGCCAGACGUGCCAGAAACGAGGGCAUCCCGAGAUCUGCUCGUACGAUGUCGGCGUGAGUCUUGAGCAGAGGCGCGGGAGGCGGGUCAAGGGAGCUGCUGCGGGCGCGGCGCCUUCGAGGGCUGGCCGGGGGAGAGAGACGGUAGGAGGGGAUUCGGAGGAUGAGCCGAGGGCUGAAUCUUCGCUUCAGCCUCGACCUCCUCGACGACGCAUUCGUGGUGCUGGGGCUGGUGCUAAUGGUCCCCUCGAGUCCGGACCAUCCGUCACUCCCACUCACAACACCGCGGACUCUCCGUCUUUCCUCGAUACUCCACAGACGUCACACUCUACUCUCUUUCGACAGCAAGACACAGAGGCCGCAGACUGGCCUCCUGCCCGAAAGGAGCUCUACCAGGGCGGCAGCUCCGUGCUCACCAUGCUGCACGGCUCGGCCGACUCCCCAGCCGUGGAGAUGAGGCGCAAGGCCGGCCCGGUUCUGGGGCUGCACAACACCUUGGAGUUUUACCCCUUUAUGAAGCUCAAGACGCUACAGGAGAGGUGGGCGGCGCUGUUGAAGAUUAUUCCUCAGAGGCAAGAAGUGCUGAGAUACUUUCCAUCCCAUGGCGCCACGAUAUAUCCCCUCAACCCCGUCUUGCUGGAUCCUGAUGACUUGGAAUCGGCCUUUUGCGACUAUCUGUCUGCCCUGGACGCUGGCGAGCUUCGUAACCCUGAUGUGGUGUCACCAAAAUGGGUCUCCAAAGUCUGGAUAUCACGGAUUGCUCUGUUACUGGCAUCCCUCGCCACAAGUGCCCAUUAUUCAGUGAUGCAAUCACCGAGGAAGCGUGCUGAGCAUUCUCUUGACUUUUUACAACGCGCAUUUGACGCUCUAUGUCUGGCCAACUACGUCCUGCACCCGUCCCUUGACGCGGUUCAGACUCUCCUCAUCAUUGGAACCGUUCUCCAAGACGUCGGACAGUCGGACGGCGCCUGGGUGAUGAUGGGCACCACAGUCCGGGUAGCGCAGGCAUUGGGAUUGCAUCUUCAGAGUGUGUCUGAGCAGUCGGAGGACGGGGCCAAGAGGAAGCGGAGCCUCUGGGACACCGUUUGCAGACAGGAUUGCUUGCUCAGUCUGUGUCAUGGUCGACCGCACAUUGCCUCGAGGCAGUCGCUUGCCACUAGGAAGAUUCUUUCCAACCCUGACCGUCCACUGAACUUUGCAGAGACGCUGUAUGGCAUGGUAUCUGUGUGCACCGGCAUCUUGGAACUCGAAAAGACAAGCUGUGAAUCGUCUAUGAAGCUGCUAGCCGAGCUAGACGGAUACCUGUCACGAGCUUUGCCCUAUCUACAGGGCCGAGAAAAGUGUGCAAACAUUCAACAGCGCUACGAGGCUCUCACUGUUCAGGUUCAGCUGUCUUGGGCAGCCUCGUUCUUAUGCCGGCCCGUCUUGACGACCUCUGCUGUCACGAGCAGUGAUCAAGCUGGAGUCGUCCAGCUACUCAAAGCUCGGGCCAAGGAAAGCUUGAUGGAUACAGCAAGGGCAUUCAUUGAAUUCCAAGCCCUCAGCAACAUCCCCAUUCGCACAUGGUCCAUGAUUCACGCAGUCCUGAGCGCCACCAUACUGCUCUGCCUGUGGGAGGAAACGCGAUGCGACCAAGAAAGCCGAGAUGUGCUGCAGCGGGUGAUUGAAAUCUUUUCACGGGCAGCACAGGCCGAUGACGAGACGGGUAUGAUGGUUGACGCAACCGGUACCAACCACUGGCUGUCUAUGAACCACACGCGAGCCCUCGUGGCUCUGCAAGCCGCCUUACAGAAGGCUCCCGCCUUUGAUGCCAGCCCACCAUCAUCUCCUGGGC
Messenger RNA from Trichoderma reesei QM6a, 1975 nucleotides. Its product is annotated as N-terminal binuclear Zn cluster-containing/DNA binding domain-containing protein. NCBI's taxonomy places the organism in Eukaryota, Fungi, Ascomycota, Sordariomycetes, Hypocreales, Hypocreaceae. The record is from RefSeq and is a predicted model, not a curated record. The transcript has 4 exons. Gene Ontology annotation, biological process: DNA-templated transcription; regulation of DNA-templated transcription. Gene Ontology annotation, molecular function: carboxy-lyase activity; zinc ion binding; DNA-binding transcription factor activity, RNA polymerase II-specific. The annotation marks the transcript as partial.